Molecule: messenger RNA, 8088 nt
Organism: Sus scrofa (pig)
Lineage: Eukaryota; Metazoa; Chordata; Mammalia; Artiodactyla; Suidae
Gene: PCDH10
Product: protocadherin 10
Biological process (GO): homophilic cell-cell adhesion
Cellular component (GO): plasma membrane
Molecular function (GO): calcium ion binding
Source: RefSeq, a predicted model, not a curated record
GCAGAGCCGUUUUAUUCUUUUCCGGCACAAAAUUCUCUCGCUGUUUUUAAGCCCUUUUGCGUUUGCCAGCCGUUGACAUUAAGAGGCAUGUUCAGCGGUGCCAACAGCAUCUCCUCUUCCUUCUCCUCUUCCUCUUCAUCUUCCUCCUCCUCCUUCUCUUCCUUUUCCUUCUCCUCCCAUCAGCAAGAAGACGAACCGAGGACAGUCUUGAAAUAUCGAAAUUUCCUCCUUGGGAUUUGCCAGCGCCGCGUUGCGCCAAGACUGUCGGAAUAAAGGACGCUGACUAUUGUAUUAUUAUUUUAUUAAUUGGUCAGUGUCAAGACUACAGAUGAGGAAAGGGGACGCCUGUCACCUUUCCUGCGCUAAGAUUGAAAAAUGAGGCUGAAUUGGGUGAAACCCUAAAAUGAAGCAGAAGGAAUAGAUUUUUAAGGAAAGAAAGCCACAGCAGCCCCCCACAUAGCUCACUUUUAUUCAUAUUUUUUAUUUGAGAUUUUUUUUUUUUUUUUGUGGUGGUGGGGGAGGUGAUUGGGUGGCUGACUGGCUGCGGGAAGCUGCUUCCUUUCCCUUUGGAGAUGAUUGUGCUAUUAUUCUUUGCCUUGCUCUGGAUGGUAGAAGGAGUCUUUUCCCAGCUUCACUAUACGGUGCAGGAGGAGCAGGAACAUGGCACUUUCGUGGGGAAUAUCGCUGAAGAUCUGGGCUUGGACAUUACAAAACUUUCAGCUCGCGGGUUUCAAACGGCGCCCAACUCUCGGACCCCUUACUUGGACCUCAACCUGGAGACUGGGGUGCUGUACGUGAACGAGAAGAUUGACCGCGAGCAAAUCUGCAAGCAGAGUCCCUCCUGCGUCCUGCACCUAGAGGUAUUCCUGGAGAACCCCCUGGAGCUGUUUCGGGUGGAGAUUGAGGUGUUGGACAUCAAUGACAACCCCCCCUCCUUCCCGGAGCCGGACCUGACUGUGGAAAUCUCUGAGAGCGCCACGCCAGGCACUCGCUUCCCUUUGGAGAGCGCAUUCGACCCAGACGUGGGUACGAACUCCUUGCGCGACUACGAGAUCACCCCCAACAGCUACUUCUCCCUAGACGUGCAGACCCAGGGGGAUGGCAACCGAUUCGCCGAGCUGGUGCUGGAGAAGCCACUGGACCGAGAGCAGCAAGCGGUGCACCGCUACGUGCUGACCGCGGUGGACGGGGGAGGAGGGGGAGGAGGAGAAGGAGGAGGAGGAGGAGGCGGGGGAGGGGGCCCUCCCCAGCAGCAGCGCACGGGCACGGCCCUACUCACCAUCCGAGUGCUGGACUCCAACGACAAUGUGCCCGCCUUCGACCAACCCGUCUACACUGUGUCCCUACCGGAGAACUCCCCGCCGGGCACGCUCGUGAUCCAGCUUAAUGCCACAGAUCCAGAUGAGGGCCAGAAUGGUGAGGUCGUGUACUCCUUCAGCAGCCACAUUUCGCCCCGGGCGCGAGAGCUCUUCGGACUCUCUCCUCGCACUGGCCGACUGGAGGUGAGCGGCGAGCUAGACUACGAAGAGAGCCCGGUGUACCAAGUAUACGUACAAGCCAAGGACCUGGGCCCCAACGCCGUGACCGCGCACUGCAAGGUGAUAGUGAGAGUGCUGGAUGCUAACGACAACGCGCCGGAGAUCAGCUUCAGCACCGUGAAGGAAGCGGUGAGCGAGGGCGCGGCGCCCGGCACAGUUGUGGCCUUGUUCAGCGUGACCGACCGCGACUCAGAGGAGAAUGGACAGGUGCAAUGCGAGCUGCUGAGGGAUGUGCCGUUCCGCCUCAAGUCUUCCUUCAAAAACUACUAUACCAUAGUGACCGAGGCCCCUCUAGACCGAGAGGCGGGGGACUCCUACACCCUGACCGUGGUAGCUCGGGACCGGGGCGAGCCUGCGCUCUCCACCAGUAAGUCAAUACAGGUACAAGUGUCAGAUGUGAACGACAACGCACCGCGGUUCAGCCAGCCGGUCUACGACGUGUAUGUGACCGAGAACAACGUGCCUGGUGCCUACAUCUACGCGGUGAGCGCCACAGAUCGUGAUGAGGGCGCCAACGCCCAGCUAGCCUACUCUAUCCUGGAGUGCCAGAUCCAGGGCAUGAGCGUCUUCACUUACGUGUCCAUCAACUCCGAGAACGGCUACUUGUACGCCCUGCGCUCCUUCGACUAUGAGCAGCUUAAGGACUUCAGCUUCCAGGUGGAAGCCCGGGACGCCGGCAGCCCCCAGGCGCUGGCUGGCAACGCCACUGUUAACAUCCUCAUCGUGGAUCAGAACGACAACGCCCCUGCCAUAGUGGCGCCCCUUCCAGGGCGCAACGGGACUCCGGCGCGCGAGGUGCUGCCCCGCUCCGCGGAGCCGGGCUACCUGCUGACCCGCGUGGCCGCGGUGGACGCGGACGACGGCGAGAACGCCCGGCUCACCUACAGCAUUGUGCGGGGCAACGAAAUGAACCUCUUCCGCAUGGACUGGCGCACCGGGGAGCUUCGCACAGCGCGGCGGGUGCCGGCCAAGCGCGACCCCCAGCGGCCUUACGAGCUGGUGAUCGAGGUGCGCGACCAUGGGCAGCCUCCUCUGUCCUCCACCGCCACCCUGGUGGUGCAGCUGGUGGAUGGCGCUGUCGAGCCCCAGGGUGGGGGCGGGGGUGGUGGCGGGAGUUCAGGGGAGCACCAACGCCCGAGUCGCUCCGGCGGUGGGGAGACCUCGCUGGACCUCACCCUCAUCCUCAUCAUUGCGCUGGGCUCGGUGUCCUUCAUUUUCCUGCUGGCCAUGAUCGUGCUUGCGGUGCGUUGCCAAAAAGAGAAGAAACUCAACAUCUACACGUGUCUGGCCAGCGACUGCUGCCUCUGUUGCUGCUGCUGUGGCGGCGGGGGCUCGACCUGCUGCGGCCGCCAAGCUCGAGCGCGCAAGAAGAAACUCAGCAAGUCGGACAUCAUGCUGGUGCAAAGCUCCAAUGUACCCAGUAACCCGGCCCAAGUGCCGGUGGAGGAGUCCGGGGGCUUUGGCUCCCAUCACCACAACCAGAAUUACUGCUACCAGGUCUGCCUGACCCCUGAGUCCGCCAAGACCGAUCUGAUGUUCCUUAAACCCUGCAGCCCUUCCAGGAGUACGGACACUGAGCACAACCCCUGCGGGGCCAUCGUCACUGGCUAUACAGACCAGCAGCCUGACAUCAUCUCCAACGGAAGCAUUUUGUCCAACGAGACUAAACACCAGCGAGCAGAGCUCAGCUAUCUAGUUGACAGACCUCGCCGAGUUAACAGUUCUGCAUUCCAGGAAGCCGACAUAGUAAGCUCUAAGGACAGUGGUCAUGGAGACAGUGAGCAGGGAGAUAGUGAUCAUGAUGCCACCAACCGCGGCCAGUCAGCUGGUAUGGAUCUCUUCUCCAACUGUACUGAGGAAUGUAAAGCCCUGGGCCACUCAGAUCGGUGCUGGAUGCCUUCUUUUGUCCCUUCUGAUGGACGUCAGGCUGCUGAUUAUCGUAGCAAUCUGCAUGUUCCUGGCAUGGACUCUGUUCCAGACACCGAGGUGUUUGAAACUCCAGAAGCCCAGCCUGGGGCGGAGAGGUCCUUCUCCACCUUCGGCAAAGAGAAGGCCCUUCACAGCACCCUGGAGAGGAAGGAGCUGGAUGGACUGCUGUCUAAUACACGAGCGCCUUACAAACCACCAUAUUUGAAUAAUUUUCAUCCACUUUCUUAUUUUGUACAUUGGAAGUAAAUCCAUAUAAGCAUUUGUUCAUCAUGUGAACCUAACAAAGGAAGAUUAUCAAUUAAAAUAUAAAUAGAAUUAUUCAAUGAAAAGGAAUAUCUACUUGGGAAUUUUUCCUGUCUCAUCAUACUGAAGAUUUAUGGGUCAACAUAUAAUUAAGUUACAAAGAUAUUGUAAAUAAGUCUGGAAUAUACAAAGUCAGUUGCUUAUAAAUAUUAUUAAACAUUGUUCAAUACUCCAUGUGCCAGACUUUUUUUGAGUGAGUCUCCGUCUUCUGAAAUCCAUUUAGUAGGAAUUAGACAGCAUCAUCUAGAAUCAUGUGACAAUAGCUUGGAAACUGUCUUGGACUAUAAGGUUCUUUGUUCAAGAUUAAAUAAUACUAUUGUAUCAAGACUAAACACAGCAGAAUGUGAGUCAAUUUAAUGUUUCCCAAAUUAUAAUAAAAAUCUUGGAAGUUUUAUAUUAAGAUCCCUAAUUACUGCAUUAGUGAUAUCUAAUUACCCACAUCAGUUUAGGUUGGACAGUAUAGAAGUUUGAAAAAAUUGGACCCUAAAAUGUAACCACCUACAAACAACAUGGAGAAAAACAAAUUGUAAGCUAUAAAAUUUACAGAUAAAAAUCAGGGUUUUAUUUUUGAUUCUUUAAUUGAUACAUUAUAUGACAUUACAUUUAUACAUUAUGUCUAGACACUUAACCAUAUUUCUCCUAAAGAUACAUUUCUUUUAACUAGAGGGAUUGAAAAAAUUAUAUGUGAACUUUAUUUCAGUAAAAUUUUUAUGAUUUGUACAAUAAAGUGGUGCCUAAAUUAUCAAAGAUAGCUUUUAAGUCAUUGAGUUCAAAAGUGAUUAUAAGUAUAUUUUCUGUUUUCUAUUUUCAUAAUUCUGUUGUAUGACUAUAGUUGUGCACAUAUACACCCCAUAGAGAGGCAUUAUAUUUUUAAUUUUGUUUAAUUUUUAAUUAUAGCUAUCAACUACCAAAGAAAGAACAGACGGAUUAUGCUUAACAUAAGAGUAAAAUUUAACUAAUGGCUACUUCAUUUUCAUAUGUUAACAUGAUAAUAUGGUGUUUUUUGUGAAACAGAUAAAUUAUAUGAUCAAUUUUGGUCUGUUCUUUUAUUUUUUUAAGGUACUCGUUGUACUUUUUGAGGACCAGUUCACAUGACAUAAUGUAGCAAAAUUAACUGUGACACUGUAGAGAAAGUUGAUGUCUUUGUUAUAAGGAAGAUAUUACUUUUACUGCCUGUAAAAAUGCUGUAAUCAGUAGGGCUUUUUUUUUUUUUUUUCUAUUUUAACAUUGGUGUCAGCCAGAAUCUUACACUAGAUUCUAAUAUUACUUGUGUUAGAUAUUUAGUUCUAUAUUUUACACAAACUGGAAAAUUGACAUUCAUUUGUCAUCAAGUAGUCCAUGGUUCAUAUUUAUGCCAAUAGCUAUGUUUCAGCUGAUAAUAGGAUAAUUACUAAAUUAUUCCAUAAAAAUCAUUACUUGUAAAUAUUUUGUCAAAAACUUCCAAAAUCAGUGUUUUAAAAAUAAGAAAGAUCUAAGCCUAGCAGUAAUACAUAAAUAAAAUCAAUAUCAAAUGUGUACAUCCUGGGUUAGAUUUUUUAAUCACCCUACAUAAAGAAAUAGCCUGAAUAGAAGGCUUCUUUCAUACCUAACUAAAUAUUGUUGGGCUUUGUCUCAAAUUGCAACAUAUGGUAGAAAGUUCUGAGUAAAAAAUAGUAACAAUAAAGUAUAUAUAAUAGUUAUCUUGAUGAUGUACACCUGAUUGUGUAUAUAAGAUAAAAUACUUCACAUGUAGUUUUAAUUGAAAUGGUAGUCGAAAUAAUAGAUCCAUAAAUAUGAGUUAAUGUUACAGUUUGACAGUUGCUAUCAUUUUAUUCUUAGAAAAUGUAGAAGAUUUGGAGGCUGGCCUGUAAACCUGGAGGCUGACCUGUAAAAUUACUAUAUUCUUGUACCUUUUUCUUUCACCCUUAAAUCUGACGCCAGAACCAAUCCCUUUGCUAGUCAUCUGCAGUGUAGGUUUAACUUUUCUUGCCAUAGAAUUACUCAUCAGAUGAUUACAUUAGAGGUCAUGAAAUCUAGGUAUGUUUUGGUGAAUAUACCCUAAUUCUUGACUUCGAUCUCUUUGAUAAGAACAAUAGGAAUAGAGAAUGAUAUGCAGAAUCCAUAAAUUCCACUGUUUUAGUUUUAACCGUUUUAAAAAAUGAUGAAUGAUGUCAAGCUUACUCAAAAAAACAAAAUAGUUUACUCAACUCUCCACAUUCACCAGCUUAAACAGUGAUCAAUUCUUGGCCAAAUUUGUUUUGUCCAAAAACGAAUACACUUCCUCUACACUCAGAUUUUUAAAGCAAAUCCAGAAACCUUACUUUUAGACCACUAAUAUUUCAACAUGUUCAUUAAAGGUAAAGUCUAACAUAGCCACAAGAACAGUAUUCCUCCUAAAAAAAUCUCCUUGCUAUCAUUGAAUGUCUAGUUAUCGUUCAAAUUUCCAUAAUUUUUUCUUAACUAUUAUUUACAUUUGCAAUUAACUUGAUUCAUGAUUAAAAAGUUUAUUGAUAGCAAUUCAUUUUCAUUUUCUAUUUUAAAUCUUUUGAUUAAUAUAUAAUAUGCAUAUAGUAAAGUACAAAAAUCACAAAUGUGUAAUUCAAGAAGUUUUCACAAAAGGAGGACACAUGUAUAAUCAGUAACCAUACUAACUAGAUAUUGUUUCUAGUAGGCAAAGCAUUACCAGGAUCUCAAAAACCUGAGCAUCCUAUCCCAAAGGGUUACCACUGUCCUGGGCUCUAACCAAAGAUUAGUUUUUCUGAGUUUCAAAAUGUAUAUAAUUUGAAUAAAUAAAAUAGUGCAAAUAUUUGAGUUUAACUGAAACAUUAUAACCAGUUAUUCUCUCUGAUACUAUAGCAAAAACAAAUAUCAUAGCUAAACUAUAGCAGUGCGUAAGCUAAGUUAGGAUAUGUUCUCCUUGGAUACGAUUUCUCUUAUUCUCUUCCAAGUUCCUGUCAUUUCUAAUAUUUCAGAAAUCCUUGAUACUUGUCAUUAUAUCUUCUUAUUGAUUGGAAACAUAAUCUUACUAGUGUUUUACAGUAACAAAUAUUGAAAUACGUUGAUUUGAAUACCAGAUUAUAACAAAAGAGUAGAAAAAUUGAAAUGUCUCUGUUUCACAUUUCUUUGAGCCUAAGUUAGAGGAUUCUGACAAAUUGGGGAGUAUAAUGCUUAAAGGAGACUCUGAAAAGGUAAAGAGAUUAACGUUUUGGAAAAUGGCAUAUCUGAAGAGAGUCUAAAAGUAUUGACUGUGAAGUGAGAAGAAAAGGGUUUGUUAAGUGUUUGAACAAAUAUUACAUAGAUGAGAUAGUGAUCAGCUAAUGUCUUUAUUGAGAGCUGAAAAGAGAAAAUGAAUCUAUAUCACAUCCUGAGAGAUUUAAAUUUCACAAUAUGGGAAAUAUCUGAACCCUAACAUUGGUACUUGAUCCUGAGAGAUAUGGAAACACAUUACCUAGAAAGCUUUACAAACUAUAAACAUAUGCUUUUGCCAACUGUGAUUUGGUGGAAUAGCACUUUACAGUCUUGUGAUGUGUUUUUGCAGAAUGUUUUUCUAACACUGGGGCUGGUUAAAGGAGUGAAGGGCAUGAGGCUCAUUUUUACAGUGGGACAAAGGAAAGGCAAUUGAGAAAGUCAGGGUUUUUAUAUAUCCCCUUUCCUUCCUGUUUCUACAUAGAUCACUUAAUUUUCAUACUCUGGAAUUUUGGAGAGGAAAGAUUUGAUUUCUUAAAUCCUUUUGUUUCCCCCUCACACAUUGAAUUGCAACAAAUGAUUACAUGUUCAGGAAGAAAAAUCAGGAAAUAGUAGUUUUACAAGGAAAUUUGGGAAAAUACGUAGAGUGCAAAAGUUAAGUAUGAAAAUGUCUAUACCAUACAUUAAGCCUAUUAAGUAUGCAUUACAACUUAAAGGUAUAAGACUUUGUAUUAUAUAUAACAAUCAUUUUAAAAGGAAGACAUGACUAUAGAUUUUAAAUAUAGAUGUGAAAAUAUUUUAAAUAUCUUACUUUGACAAAUAUUGAAUCUUUUCCUGAUUGAGCUGAUUUCUCCUAUAAUAAGAAUUUUCCACUUUUGAUAUCAUAUUAUGUUCUGCUGAAUUUUAAGGAAAAUCCUUGGUGUCAGUUACUGUGAAAUUGCUUACAAAUAAAAAUGAAACAGCCAUCAUUAGUGAUUCAAGUCAGGUUACCUAUUCUCCUUAAGCCUAGUAGUAAUGCAUGCUUUCUUAACUAUUUUGGAAGAUACAGCAAACAGGCUAUAUAUGAUCAUCAUAUCCUGUGUUCAUAUUUUAAGCAGUAAAUUAAAAUGUAGCAUUAGUUUGGUAAUAAGGAGCAUGAAUUAAUCACAUACUU